CUUCACGAAUCAAACCCUCUUUGGGCCCGAAUGCUACUUCCUCCCAUCUCCAUCCACUCGCCUUCUUCCAUCUCCUCAACAAGAUCAAUCCAAGUUCCUUUGAUCUCUCAGAUGUUGGGAAUGCUCCAUGGGUGCCGCAAGUGGAAAUGCAAUUUGGUAAUGAGGAUGAGGCAUAUGAGUUUUACAACAAGUAUGCAGAAAUCAUGGGGUUUAGUGUCCGCAGAUCGAAGAUGUGGACUACUUCCAAGGAUGUUCUUGCUGCCAGGACCUUUGUUUGUUCCAAGCAAGGAUUUCGGCAGAAGAAGAAGGGAUUUGAACCUAAAAAACCUCGUCCGGCAACACGGACUGGGUGCCCGGCUUGCUUGACCAUCAAGAUCACACCUACUGGUAGAUACCGGGUCACGGACUUCAUCUCAGGGCAUAAUCAUCAGCUUGCUAAUCCUUUAACGAGUCAUACUUUGAGGUCUCAUAGGCCGAAAACUAAAGGAAGGUUCUCUGAAUUGGAUUCGAUGGAGGAUCCUAAGAUGGUAGGGAGAACUUCACAGGGACAUAGUUUUCAGAAGAGCAUGGUGAAGGGGGAUGCGGGUGCGGUUUUAGAGUACCUUCAGAAAAUGCAAGUUGAGAAUCCAUUGUUUUAUUACGCCGUGCGGAUCAAUGAGAGUGAUAACAUGAGCGGGUUUUUUUGGGCUGAUGCUAAGUCAAUGAUGGAUUAUAUAUACUUUGGCGAUGUUGUUUGUUUUGAUACAACUUAUAAGACAUCUGAUUAUGGAAGGCCGUUGAUACUUUUUUUGGGUGUGAAUCAUCAUAAGCAGUUAGUGCUUUUUGGGACAGCAUUGUUGUAUGAUGGAAGCAGGGAGUCGUAUGCCUGGUUGUUUGAGACUUUCAAAACUGUAAUGCGUGGUAAACAACCAAAGGCUUUUUUGUCUGAUAGGAGUGAAGAAAUAAGUGAUGUGAUAGCUGAAGUAUGGCCUGGCGCAGCUCAGCGGCUUUGCGUUUGGCAUUUGUUUCAGAAUGCUACCAUGCAACUAAGUCAAGUCUUUGAAGGUUCAAAAACUUUUGCAUCUGAGUUCAGCCGAUGUAUCUUUGAGUGUGAAGAGGUUGAGGAAUUUGUGUCUGCAUGGGAGUCGCUGAUUGAAAAAUAUGAUCUCAAGGAUAAUGAAUGGUUGGUCAAACAAUUUGAAGAAAGAGAAAGAUGGGGCUUGCCCUUUGGGAGAGAUGUCUUUUGUGCAGACUUCAGCAGCACUUUAGUAAAGGAGAACUGGAAUACUUUCUUAAAAAAAGGCUUGGGCCAAAAUGUAGAUAUGUUGCAAUUUUUAGAGCAUUAUGAUAAAGUUGUGGAAGAACGGAGAAAUGCAGAAAUGCGAGCUGAUUUCAAUGCAUGCCAGAGUUUGCCUAGAAUUCCUAGUUUUCGAAUGUUGAAGCAGGCUGCUAGUGCAUAUACACCUGCAAUCUUUAAAGUUUUUGAAAAGGAGUUCGAAUUGCAUAUGGAUUGCAUGGUCUACAGUUGUGGUGAGAUUGGAGCAACAUCGGAUUACAAGGUUAUUGUAGAGGAGAAACCUAAACCACACUUUGUUAGAUAUGACUCAGUAACUGGUACACUUCUCUGCAGUUGCAAAAAAUUUGAGUUUGCUGGAAUCCAAUGUCGUCACGUUUUCAAGGUCCUUGACUUUAGGAAUAUUAAAGAGCUUCCUUCACAAUACAUUUUGAAGAGGUGGAGAAAGGAUGCUAAAAUUGGUACCAUAAGACAUGAUUCUGGAUAUAUAAUGGAAAAUGAUCCGAAAUCAUCUUUCGCAAGACGUUAUAAUUAUCUGUGCUAUAUACUAAGUUCAAUUGCAGCUAGAGCUGCUAAGACUACAGAAUCAUCAAACUUCAUUGAAAGCCAAAUGAAUCUACUUUCUGAACAAGUAGAGCAACUGUUACACUCAAGACCUUUCCAGAUUCCAUACUUAAUAUCUGCCACAAGCAAUGAACAAAGGGAUGUGCUUGAAAGUCUUGCUGAUAGUUUACAGCAUGAUAGCAAUGCUGAAGCUGGUUUUGUCGGUGGUGCAACAAACGGUAUCUUAGGUUUCUGACUUGAUCAUUGGCAUUAUUUGGCAACUAAUUUCAGGGUUGUUAUGUCCGACCGUCAUCCAUAGCCAAACAUGUGGUGGAUGUAAUUUCACUCUGUAGUCUGGAAACAAAGCAUUCGAGGAGUCGAGCUAUGCAUUUCAAAUGCGGCCACACUAUGAUGCAUGUUCUUCAAACUUUCUACUAUUUGAGAGAUUCAAGAUUAAAUCAUCCUUUGAUUCAUUGACGAAUUUCAGAUACAUUUAUUAGGUGCUCGGUUUUGAGGGUUAAUUUGAUAGAGAACUUCUGUCUGCACUCUUGCUUGUAGUUAUGCUUGCUCGUAUUUUCUUCACAAAUGAGUGAUGCAGCUUGGUGCUAUAGUUUUGGACUUCCCUGAGGUGAGGUUUGGUGAAAAAUGUUUACUGCAACUUUCUCAACAUUCUCUGCUGUCUUGAUUAAUUUUAUUUGAUUUAUAAUGAUGUGUAAUAACGAGGGGUAAGGUGAUGUUUUUAUUGAACCGAUGAUUGUAUGUUAUAUUAUGUGGGGAAUUUUCAUAUACAUUGCUGUAUAAACAGAAAAAGGAGAAAAGAAAAAAACAUGUGAUCCCCCCCUGUAAAUAGGAAAAAUGAAAAAUUUCAGUUCA
Molecule: messenger RNA, 2689 nt
Organism: Dioscorea cayenensis subsp. rotundata (Guinea yam)
Lineage: Eukaryota; Viridiplantae; Streptophyta; Magnoliopsida; Dioscoreales; Dioscoreaceae
Product: protein FAR1-RELATED SEQUENCE 5-like
Exons: 5
Coding region: 147-2072 (641 amino acids)
Biological process (GO): regulation of DNA-templated transcription
Molecular function (GO): zinc ion binding
Source: RefSeq, a predicted model, not a curated record